GAGAAAUCAGGUUCAAAAGAAUGAGGAACUUCUGGAGAGAUAACAAAAAGGGAACAUGUGAUCAUAAAUACUCAAACUGGCAGACUCAUAGCAGCUCUACCCUUCAACCUGAGAGCACACACCACCCGUCAGGUAUCGAUGGAUCUGACUCAGUCCUGGAAUCAACCUGCUCAUCAACAUGCUUUAUACGGUCUGUCUGGGACACUGACCCAAAGCUGCUCGGAGAAUAUUUUGAAGUUUAUCUGCGAGUUCAGCCCUGGGCCUGGUCCACCACAGGCAUCUGCUGAUGAGGAUAAAAAUUACAAUAUGGAUUCUCAGUCAGUGUCAGUCAUCCUCUCUUCACAGAGCAGCGUCUACCAACUGCGCCUGGGCAUCUGUAUGCUGGCCCAGGAUAGGAACUGCCAUCCAGACCCACUUGCAAUACUGGAUCACAAAAAAUACUCUCUGCUCUACGCCAAAGGGGAAGACUGGUACGAGGCCUAUGAUGACAGCGAAGUCCUCAAGACAUUAGACAUUCCAUUGUCACAUGAUGCCACUGGGCAGCUCUCUGCACACAUAGUAGUAAAGUCGCUCAUGGCAGUUGAUUUAGCAGUAAAGAUCAAACAGCAGCAGUGCCUGGCUUACCUAAUUGGUCACAAUCUUGAAAAAGAAGCUUCAGACAGACUUGGUGAGCUCACAUUCUCUCGCAGAAAACUAGCAACUCCAAGAGCACAAGAGCUAAGAAAACGAGAUGACAUGUUAUAUGCCACAGAGCCUUGGAUAUCACAUGCCCCAUUUCCAAAUGACUUACAAGACGACCGUAACAAUAAGUUCCCUGUCAUAUUCCAUUACCUGAACAAAUUAAGCUUUAGCAUACAAGCUGAUUUAGAUGCAACUCCAAAUGUUCUUUUUGAGGUUUUUGACCGAGUAAUGUCUGACCAGGGGCUUGAUUAUGACCCUUCUGAUAAGCUGGUUUUGAAGAUCUCUGGCAGGGAGGAGUUUCUGUCGGGAGACUACCCCCUCAGUGAUUUCCUGUGGGUAAGACAGUGUUUGAAAAACAAGCAAAACCUCCACCUCUUUGUGUUGCCUGUGUCACAACUCAUCGAUGAGACAGUGAAGUUUGUGGACUGGCCGCUCAUUGAUGAUUCCAGUGGUCUGUUCGGCUCUCAAGAGGAACUCUGCGUUCAGGGGAAGGAUUUAGAAGACAUCUGCAAGAUAUCGCUAUGGGACUGCAACAGGAAACUCAGAGUCAAACUGAUUGGCUUGGAUAUCCCAACACUUCCGAACAAAUGUCCACAGUUUGUUCACGUAACAGCCUCCCUACUAUAUGGCAACAAGGUUCUUUCCUCAGUGUCUUCCCUUCCCAAAACCUUUGCCGAUGAAGUACUGUGGAAUGAGUGGUUGGACUUCGAUGUUGUCCUCAGUGACCUGCCUCGUGGGGCUAAGCUUGGUUUCACCAUUAAUUCAAGUAGUGGAGACUCCAUCAAAGGCUCAAAGUCGACAUUGCCUUCAGCCAAUAAAGCACCAAACCAACAGAGAGGGAAGGGGAAGGUGCUUUACUUCGUAAAUCUUCUUCUCAUAGAUCACAGGUCCAUUCUCAGCCAGGGCCCUUACACACUCCACAUGUGGUCAAACCUUGAUACAGAGGAAGAGGCCACCUACCAAGCAGACAAGCUCUCCUCUGCUACUAACCCAGAGAAAGCUGACUCUAUGGCUAUCAGCUUCUAUUUGGACAACUACAGCAUCCCUGUUGUUCUCCCAAAUAGAUUUGGCCCCGCUGAAAUUUCCACCCCUUGCAUUAACUCAAUCAAGUUAAUUGCUUUGCCUACUGAAAACCCUCAUCCAUCCUCUUCAUCCCUUUCCAUCUCACCCAGCGCAGAUUCUUCCCCUCUGCAUGACGGUCCAUUGACCGACAUCGGCCUAAAAAGAUCCCAGGAGGAGAGCUUCCAUAGUGCAGCCAUAACUCACUACCUGCGCACUGUUGAUUGGUUGAAUUGCAGAGACGUUGACAAUGCCCACAGGCUCUUGGAAAACGUGGACCCUGAGGAACUGGAUGUGACAGUGGCCCUGGAGCUAUUAAGUAUGGAAUUUGCUGAUGUGACAGCCAGAAGACUUGCAGUCAAGAGAUUGGAGAAUCUAUCCAAUGAUGAUGUACUGAAGUAUUUGCUGCAGCUGGUUCAGACCCUCAAAGUUGAACCUUAUCAUGACAGCUCCCUGGCUCGAUACCUCAUCCAAAGAGCUCUACGGAGCAAGAGAAUCGGCCACUUCUUCUUUUGGUAUGUCCGCAGUGAAGUGGCAGGAUGCCCGUACUUCCGCCAGCGCAUGGCAUUGAUUCUUGAGGCCUACCUUUUGGGCUGUGGUCAGGCAAUGAUUGACAGUUUUACCAAACAAGUCCAAGCUGUGACUUCCCUACAGGAGGUUGCCGAACUGAUUAAGAACAUCUUUCCUGCUGACCUUCCUUCUACAGCUCCACUCAAGGUCCAAGAGCUUCUAAGAAACUGUAAUUUGCCAGAUGAGUUCCUGUUGCCCUUUGACCCCCGCAUAAAAGCUGGGAAGAUAUUGCUUGAGAAAUGCAAAGUGAUGGCCUCUAAGAAGAAGCCACUAUGGUUGGAGUUCUGUCCCAUGCCAUCUCCUACUCCUACUCAACCUGUGGGAAUAAUUUUCAAACAAGGGGAUGACCUCCGACAGGACAUGCUAAUCAUCCAGACACUGGCAGUGAUGGACUCUAUCUGGCAGGAGAAGUCUCUGGACCUCAGCCUUAUUCCCUAUGGCUGCAUUGCAACAGGACACAACAUAGGCAUGAUUGAGAUUGUGAGGAAUGCAGUGACAAUUGCUUCAGUUCAAAGGAGCCAUGGAGGAACAAUUGGAGCCUUCAGAAAUGAUGCUCUGUUUGAGUGGCUCAAGUCCAAAUGUCCAUUUCAGGAAAUGCACUACAAGACUGUGGAGAGGUUUGCAAAAUCCUGUGCCGGUUACUGUGUGGCAACUUAUGUUUUAGGCAUAGGCGAUCGACACAAUGACAACAUCAUGAUCACAGAUCAAGGAAAUCUGUUUCACAUUGACUUUGGUCACAUCCUUGGCAACACAAAACACUUCCUUGGUGUGAACAGGGAGCGUGUGCCAUUCGUCCUCACACCUGACUUUCUCUAUGUUAUGGGUAGAGUCAAAGGCAGCAACAGUCUCUACUUUCAGCAGUUCAAGGACACAUGCAUCCAAGCUUACAUCUCCCUGCGCUCUCACUCUCGUCUGCUGGUCACUCUCUUCUCCCUCAUGCUGCUGACUGGCAUCCCAGAGCUGAGUGCUGCAGAAGACAUGCGCUACUUACGCGAGGCACUUCAGGAGAAACAGAGUGAGGUGGAUGCUAAGGAGCAUUUCCUGCAGCAAAUAUCUGUGUGUGAACUGUCGGGCUGGAAAGUGCAGGCCAACUGGUGGGUUCACAUGGUGGCAGGAAUCAAGUAGACGGUUGGUUUGAAAUGUAAAAUAAUACAGCUAGAGGUAGGAAAUGUUCACUACUGUGUAGCAGGCAUUUUUUUUUUAUGUUCAUUCUCUCUCUCUUUAAAACUCAUGAAUUCCUUUUUAUAUGACCAGAGCCACUGGUCUUUCACCAGUUUUUAACAGUUAAAACUAUAACAUCUUCCUCCUCUCUGUUCACACUAACAGCAUCUCUUGUAAAACUGGAGGAAAUACUUUUAAAGUAGUCGACAGGACCCUGAUGGGUCACAGUAACCAGAAAAAGCCACUCAGCUCACAAUGAAAGUCAUUCAUAAAUCACUCCAAGUUACAGCCAGUACAAGCCCAUCUGGCCUGAUAAAAAAACAUGCUACAAAUACUUUAAUUUCCUAUGCAAUAACCAUCUGGAUAUACAGUAUAUAGACGCUAUUCUAAAAUGGACACCGCACAACUUCUGUUUUUAUCUGCUGAUGCUUUCAACCGUCCCCAUUUUAAUGUGUUUACUUUGUAUUUUGAAUGUGUGCCUUCACUUUGUGUUUUGAAUGUAUAUUAAAUGUAAGCUAUGUUUAUUGUUUGAGCCUUGUCAAAGAAACUACCGCUCACCACUGAUAAAAAAAAAAAAAUUAGUCUAUCCAUCUGAUUUUUGUAUGGCCUAGAAACUAUUAUCAAAUCUGCAGCACGUUUUUCCUGCACACCAGUGCUGGACAGAGGUGUCAUGCGUG
Messenger RNA from Cheilinus undulatus (humphead wrasse), 4148 nucleotides. RefSeq names its product phosphatidylinositol 4,5-bisphosphate 3-kinase catalytic subunit gamma isoform. Gene Ontology annotation, molecular function: 1-phosphatidylinositol-4-phosphate 3-kinase activity; 1-phosphatidylinositol-3-kinase activity. The record is from RefSeq and is a predicted model, not a curated record. The coding region runs from base 139 to 3435 and encodes 1098 amino acids. NCBI's taxonomy places the organism in Eukaryota, Metazoa, Chordata, Actinopteri, Labriformes, Labridae. The transcript has 13 exons. Gene Ontology annotation, cellular component: phosphatidylinositol 3-kinase complex, class IA; cytoplasm; phosphatidylinositol 3-kinase complex, class IB. Gene Ontology annotation, biological process: phosphatidylinositol 3-kinase/protein kinase B signal transduction; cell migration; phosphatidylinositol-mediated signaling.